Tympanuchus pallidicinctus (lesser prairie-chicken) is the source of this 5851-nucleotide messenger RNA. RefSeq names its product MET transcriptional regulator MACC1 (gene MACC1). Gene Ontology annotation, cellular component: cytoplasm. The transcript is spliced from 5 exons. Bases 226 to 2781 code for a protein of 851 amino acids. The record is from RefSeq and is a predicted model, not a curated record. Lineage: Eukaryota; Metazoa; Chordata; Aves; Galliformes; Phasianidae.
UCCUGCACAAGUGGUGCUAGGUACUUGCUGGACUGCAAAUUCCAGCAGGCAUUGUGCAACACCUCUCACAGACAGGCACACACCAGGUGUGCUCCUAGCAGCUAACCCAGCCCUCAGCACUGGAAUUUUUCAAAACCAGAGCGAAAAAUAGGUGCUCUUUCAACAGCGCUGAUGUCCUGAGCCACAGCAUAAUUUGGAUAUAAGAGAAGGCUCUUAGUUUCCAGAAUGGAGGAAAAUGCUUCUAGCAGUGGAACAGCCUCCCUCCAUAACUCAGAGAUUCCACGAAGCAGGUCAGAGGGCACUCUGAUUGAUGUGGAUGACCGGAUACCUUCAGCUACUUACAAUGUCAAUGAAAGCAAAAUGGAUUUGGAUAUUGAGUGGUCUGAUCUGUUCAAACAUACCUAUACUAUUUCCAAGACUAACCCUUUCUGGAAUGAACUGUCAUCCUCCAAUCCUUUUGUAUAUGACAUAGCUGCUUCCAAUAGAAAUGAAAACAAUAAAUACUUUUCUAGUUUGAAAGAAAAGUCCCAUUUGUUCUCUAAAGUUUCUAGUGACAGGGAUUCUUUGGCUUCCUCAGGAGAUGAGCUAAAUAUUGAUUGUCUUCUAAGAAAGAGCUCAACAAGAAGGUCUGGACGAUCCAAGAGUGUUUCUGACUUCUUGGAUAUUAUUGAUAACCGAAGAUUUAAUCCUCAUAAGCCAACGCCUCAAAAAACUACAGUUUCUGACACGACGUGCCCUCAAAUUGACCGUGAAGCCUACAAAAUGGCUUGGUUGAGUCACCGACAACUCACUCGGUCUUGCCUAGAUUUAGAAGCCAUGAGCCAUAGUCCUGGAUGGGCACAGACACAAGCUGCAGACAUUCAUGUAGUCUGUAAACUGAAUCAUGAAGGGGGUUCAGUACAGCUACCUGACUCUGAUAUCAAUGUUCACGUCCCUGUAGGUCAUGUAUUACCUGGAGAAUUCCAAGAAGUUGGUUUAAGGGCUAUCCUUAACCCUCCAUCGUCAUUUAACAAUGAGCUGUCUAGCACUGUAAGUCCUCUGAUAGAACUUACACUGAGCAACCUCAACACGAAGGAAGCUAUUUUCCUAGAGGUGAAAGUUGCAGCUAAAGUGAAGAAUGAUCCUCUCAGUCAAGUUAUGAGUGAUAUUGUCUGUUUUUUUAGUCUCGAUAAAGAAGGGCCUUUUAAGAAGCUAGAGAAUUGCUACACUUAUCAAGAUACUAUACAAGUGAAGCUAUCGGACCUAAGUCACGUGAUGUAUGCAGUGAUUGCAGUACAGGCAAACAAACUCCAGCCUCCAGCCACUAACGUCUGGGACUACAUUCAUAGAACUGUUUCAGUUGGGAUUUAUGGUCCCAAAUAUAUUCAUCCAUCUUUUACAGCAGUUUUUGCAGUAUUUGGUCAUAACUACAUUCCAGGAAAACUUACUAUUUGUGAUAUAAAAAAAGGAGGGAAAAAUAUGCCCCCUGUCGUAUUUCAGCUGUGGGGAAAACAUACAUUUCUGCUUGACAAGCCCCAAGAUCUAAACAUUUCUUUGGUAUCCUGUGAUCCAGAUUUUGAAGUGAAGAUGGAAGAUGAAGGCAAAAAUAUUAAAGAGGAGGAACUGAAAACUGGUGAAAUGGUCCGCCAACAAUUCCUGUUUUCCAUGCUAGGAUGUAGGGAGAUGCAUUUCUUUGUUUUUCUUGUUCAGAUUAAAGUCUCAGAAAGUAGCCAAAUAACACAAUUCCAUGUUACGACCCCUGAUCCAGCUCCAAAAUUAAGUGGAAUUAUCAGUAGGCCACAGCGCUUACAAAAACGCAAAGAAAUCAAGUCUGCACCUUUGCUUUUAAUACCAACAGUUAAAUACCCAAAGUUUCAAGACAAAAUUUUGAAUGUUAAUACUUAUGGAGUAGCUUUGAAAACUGUGCUACGUCAAAAUAAAAUUGACUAUUUGCUGGAAUAUUUUAAAGGAGACACAAUAGCACUUCUUGGUGAAGAUAAAGUAAAAGCCAUUGGACAAGCUAAGAUAAAAGACUGGUAUGUAGGAGUUCUCAGAAGAAAGAUUGGUCUUGUACAUUGUAAAAACAUAAAAGUGAUUUCCAAAGAGCAAGCUAUGGACACAGCUGACAGCGAACUGACAACCAGGAAUCUUGUUGAACAGAUUACAUUGCCAUUUAAAAAACUGACUUAUAUCUACUCAGUAGUUUUAUCUACAGUAUCAGAGAGUGUUUAUGACUGGAGAGCUUUGGCUGAGGUGCUAGGAUAUUCACAUAUAUCUUUGGAUGACUUUAAUGAGGUACAUGGUGAUAAAGAAUCAGACAGAGUUGCGCAUGUUGUAAAAAGGCUAAAGGAAGACUGCCAUGCUAACAAAAAAAAGAGACUAUUCCUUUAUGAGCUCAUUAUUGCACUUUUGAAAAUAGAUUGCCAGGGAUUAGUGGCCCGUCUUACCCAGGACACCGUCAUUUUGACAUCAGCUGUGAAGCUUGGCAGAUACUGGCGGGAGCUCGCAGAGAAGCUAGCCCGACUCACGAAGCAGCAAAUAGAGGCUUAUGAGAUACCCCAUCAAGGGAAAAGUGGAGCAGUGGCUCUGGAGAUGAUGUGGAAACCUGCAUAUGACUUUCUCUACACAUGGGCUGCCCAUUAUGGAGACAGCUACAGGGAUGUCUUACAAGAUCUGCAAUCAGCCUUGGACAAAAUGAAAAAUCCAGUAACAAAACAGUGGCGAGAGUUAACUGGAGCAUUGAUUCUUGUGAACUGCAUGGAAGUUUUAAGGGCAAGUGCUUUCUCCAGAAUGGAGGAAUAAAACUAGACUAUCAAUAUAUAUUUUUUGAAAAUCUAGAAACUGUACUGUUAUCUGUAUUUCAGCAGCGCUUGCAGAGCAGGGCUAAAUACUGCUGGUGUUGAGUCCAGCCCCAUGGUUCUCAGCUAUAGCCACUGAAGAUUGCCAGACCUUGCUCAUAGCUACUGAGGAAGUAAGAAAAGGGUGAGGUCAAAAAUGACUUGAAUACUAUAGGCUUUGUACAGGGAGCUAUUUCUGAUUGCACUUAUUUCUAGUUGGGAAUUAGUUCUAGACACAGAAAGGUGCAUACAUGAGUGCAGCCCAUGGAGCAUAUGUUUACAUUGUUUUCACUGGGGCAUUAAAAUCUAAAUAUUUAAAACAUUUUAAUAGCUGUCCCAAAUCUUCAACUCUGAAAGAAUAUGUACAGGAUAACCUAGAAAAACUAGGAUUCUUUGUCCUAAACUGGGACAAAAUUAAUCUUCUUCCAAAAGAGUAAUUCAACAGUUAUUUACACUUGGAAGCAAAGGCUUGUGCAGUGCAUUCCUUCCAAAACAGCUUUUGGUUCAUUUUAUGGAGUCUUAAAAAGAGACAGGCAAUGUAGUAGUCAAGGUCAGUUGGUUUGUUGAUGUAACUCUAAAAGGGUGGGGUUUUCUUGUGUCUAGAAAUAGAGGAAGCUUUCUUGGUGUACAUUGUCCUCUGAUGAUUUGCAUAUUUUUCCUUUGUUAUUGUUAAUUAGGGAAGACUGGCUUGGUAGAUAUAAGGGCUGUAGACUGUUUAUAACCUCUUCUGUUGAUCAUUCUUUUCUACCUUACUGUAUGAGGAAUAUGAGUGAUGGCUAUAAAUUUAAAGAAAAAAAAAGUUAGCAGUGAGGUGCUUUCUAGAAUUUUUUUACAGCAAUUAAUUUUCAUUAGUCAUGUGCUCUAAAAAGAACCCUACUUAGACAUCAAUAAAAGUCUUGCAAACACUAGGUAGUUUAUUAUAAACACAGAAAAUACAGGCUGAAUAAUAGCUACAGACUAACCAACUUGAUUGCAAUUAUUAUUAUUUUUUUUAAUCAUAAGCUCCUAAAUACAUUUUUAGUUAAGUAGAAGCUUCAAAAUGUUAAGGCCAUUUUAAGCAUCUUUAGCAACAUUCGUUCAGAAACAUGAGCAUAUACUCAUGACAGCUGGGAGAAAAGAAAUCUGGGUUCUGUCAUCACUUGUUCAUAAGACAAAGCCAAAUUCUUUCAGGAGUAUCACAAAGGAGUAUCAUUACAAUUAAUUAAGAAUCUGUGCAUCUGCUGUUUUCUUAGAUGACCUCUACUAACAAGGAAGGUUUUGUGGUUCUAAAACCAAACAGCACAUGUAAACGUUUUUCUUCCCCUCCUCUUUUCUCCAAUCUGCUUUCUUUUAUCGUUUCUUUAAGCUUUCCCGUUGCAUUCAUAGCUCAGAAAAGAGUCUGAGGAAAGUGCUCUUGCUCCAGUAACCGAAAAGUUCGCUCAACAAAAGUCCCUUAAGCAUGAAGGCAUGACUGAAUUAGCAUGCAUGCAAGUCAUUUGGCUUCAGUGGACUUGCUCUUGAUUUGCAAUAGAUUGAGAGAUUCAGCCUACAGAGCAUUAGUUGUAGUUGUUUAUCAAUGAAACCUUGAGAAAAAGAAUAUAGAUUGUUGGAAUUUCCUGUUGUUUGAGUUGUUAGCACCUAUUUCGUACCUCAUCACCUCUAGUUUUAAAAAGAGCUGCAAAGAAAGUAUAAAACACACUCUCUUGUUAAUUUGUCAUUCUGUGCAGAGACCAGCUGUUUUUCCCUGCUUGCAGUUACGAAGCCCCCCAAAGGGGAAAAAGGAUCUAUCAGUUUUGCCGUGCUGCUGGAUAAAAGGUUCUUAUUUAUCGGUAAAAUGCCAAAUUGAAAUAUUAAAAUUAAAAAUCUAAAAAAUGGAAAUCAAAUUAAAAUAAAUUAUUUAAAAUAAUCCUUAAACAUAGGACUGCAUGCCCUGAUUAAAGUUUUUGUACAUUUUCCAGAUUUGGUCUCAAGGCCAGUUCCUUUCAUUGAUGUGAAACAACAGUAAAAUUGUUUCUGCUUAGAACAAGAGUUGAAUUUGGCCUGGUAAAUUUAGUAAAUAUUGACUUAGUGAGUCAGUGUUCUCCUUAGCUUACAACAUUAAGCAACUGGUCUUUCAAGUAUAUUUCUUUAAAAGGAAAUUUAUAUCUGUCUGUAGUUUUUCCGUACCCCACGUUCUGUAUACUGUGGGCUUUGGCUGUUAAUUGUUCUCCCCAUUUCUGUUUUAAGCUUCUGCUCAUAUGAAUGAAAUGUGCACUCGUGCAAUAUUCUGUUUACUUUAGCAUCCCACACUGGAUACAUGAAAUAAUAGGUAUUAAAAUCUCAUAUUUUAUUUAGUGCUCUAGUAUUCAAAACCGCAAAAUGCCAGCUGAGAGUGAAAGCAGCUGCAUGCAGCAGCAGCACGCAUAAAGGAGCACAUGGGUCUGGUAAACACACUGUUCUUGACCUUUUCUCCUUUCUUCCCACUCUGUCAAGAGAAAACAGCUUUCCCAUGAGCCUGCAUACAUACCUUCCUGGGUUUCUGCAAAGCGGGUGAGAUUAAUGGCUCUCUGAGAGGAGACAAGGCAAAAUAAGCCUGGUCCUUGCCUUAAAUGACCCUCUGUUUCCAGUUUCCGUUCCAUUUCCCUUUGGAUGUGUAGGCAGACAAGACCCUUUCACUAUUCUUCUAGCAUCUGGAUUGGUAUGGUUCUUAAACAGAUGAAAAAUGUGUGAGCACCCACAUUAUGAUUUCACCUAACGAUGAAAACUGGAAAAAUAAUUGCUGUAGCUCUGUCUGCCCCUGAAAGGGAUAGACAUACUGCAUGGUGGGCAGCAGUAAAAUAAAGUCUAGCUGCCACUCACACUAGAAAUGCUAUUUUUUUUUUUCAAUUAAGAAGCCAUUCCUGUUCUUGCAGUGCAGAGACGACUCAGCUCUGUGCCAUUUGAUGGCACACUGCAGUGAUGUGUUUCUAAAUUAACAGGAGAGAAAAAGUAAAUGGGUUUCUGUCCUCCGUUUAGGUUUUGGGAAAGACUCAGUUCCUAAGGUUUCACUUUUUUUUUUUUUUUUUUUUUUUUUGAAA